This is a messenger RNA of Pseudo-nitzschia multistriata, 4707 nucleotides long. The record is from the annotation of a GenBank genome assembly. NCBI's taxonomy places the organism in Eukaryota, Bacillariophyta, Bacillariophyceae, Bacillariales, Bacillariaceae.
CACGAUCGGGCACAGUGUACGAUUACUCGUUUACGUCACGCCUACGAGAUGGAAAAUCUUCGUCUAACUUCCGUUCCGUCGACACCCCCCCCCCCCAUCGCUUCGAAUUCCUCGCACGAUGCCAAACUGGAUUCGAUCCUUGGGUGUAUCCUUGCUCUGUCACGCGAAGAAACGAUACGACGCCUCGGUCGACAACGGUUGCCGGGAUCACAACCACAACUACAAGCACAACGACAAGGAUAUCACUUUAUCCUCUCGCUAGGUCAACGAAAGCCAACGGGAAAGAAGUUUAGCACCGAACAACCCAUCCCAAAAAAAAACAUACCGUUCGACACCGAUUCUCAUCACCCACUCACCACCAUGCCACAAAAGAGGAAGCGAACCACCGGGGCCUCCUCGGUGCUCUGGAUGGCGGCCCUCGCCUCCGCGACCGUCCUCGCAACCGGGAUCGAGAUCGGCGGCUCGGGCCUCCGCCGCAACCACGGAAGCAGCGGCGCCACCACCGGAAAGUGGUCCAAGGCCGAGCAGGAGCAGCGCCGGUCCCGGACCCUCCAGAGCCUCACGGGGUCCUCCAGCGCCAAGGACUCGUGCAACGCCGCCAAGGCCAGGGAGGAAGCCGACAUUGCACCCUCCGGGGGAACCUCGUCGUGCAAGUGCGAACAAUCCGUCCUGGACGAGCGCUACGCCGCCUUUAUCGAUCCGGCCAACCAGCCCAUCGUCUACAGGCUCGAGUGCCUCGACCAGCGGUGCUCGUACUGCAGCCCGGACGGCCAGACCUGCGACCGCUUUUCCUACGGGGCCAUCUUCGAAGAGAUCCAGUACCGGGACGGGGUUGCCAUCAAGAACGGCGUGACGCAGGUGGCGUACUUCGAGACCAACCAGUACGUCGUCGGACGGCCGGAAGCCGUGGUGUACACCGAGUACAACGAUCCCUCCGCCAACGGGAACCACGGCUGCUCGAUGCAGAUCGACGGCCUCGAGUGUGCCUUGUGCGAGUACAUCGAGUGUCCCUCCGGCGACGAAGACGGGGACGACUCCUUCUACGGCCUCAACGUGAUCUGCUCCAACAUCAAGAUCGGGGACGGGACGGGCAACCUCGUCCCCGCCAACGACUUCCAGACCUGCGACCCGGGCCAGCUGGAAGCCAUCGGAGCGACCCAGGGCGUCUUUGAGAUGUACGACCCGGACUACGGGCAGUGCUACACCUCCGUCGAGGGGUGCGACCGCGACACGCUGGAACUGGAACAGACGGGGUACUACGAAUGCUCCUGCAAGAACGGGGACCUUCUGACCGACGGGACGUCCCCCUUUUUGCAGAACGUCGGGCUCGAGUGCACCACCGAAGGGCUCUCGAACACGCUGGUCCUGGGCGGCGACACCGAGACCGACGAGCUCUGCCGGUCCCUCACGUCCGACACCAUCACCCGGACGUACUCGUCCUACGUCGAGGAAGACUCGGUCCGGACCAUCGAGCACAAGGACGGGACCGUGGUUUCCAUCCGGAAGUGGGACUGCCAGAACACCGGGGGGACCUCCGAGCGGUGCGGAAAGUGCGAGGCGACGAUCAAUGGGAGCGCCUGCAACUCCUGCACCAUGAACGCCUGCGAGCUGGGAGCGGAGGACGGCGUGCAAGCCGCCUCGAUCGACUGCAGCAACUCCGAUCCGGGCCUCGGCAAGAUCGACCUGUGCCUGCGGGCCACCCUGGCCGGGAACGUCUUUGAGCCCUUUGGGGUGUGCGGAUUCGGUUCCGCCAAGAAGGUCGAGGAGGUCCUCCCUCCCCCCACCGAGGCACCGGUGGCACCGGUGGCCAACAUUCCGGAGCCCGUCAGCCUCCUGGCCUGCAACGAAAAACGCCUCGCCCUGCUCAACCGGGGACACUCUAUCGACAACGACUACAUGGUCUGCGAAUGUCUCGAGAUCGACGAAACCUCGGCGAUCGACUCGGGAACCCUGUUGAGCUGCACCACCAACGGGGGCUCGUGCGGGACGACCAACGGCGGGAGCGUCUGCAACGCGGCGUACGGAACCAACGAGGAAAACGGGGCCUGCUUCCGCGAGGAGCUCGUCCAGGGAUUCCUGCCGGACGGGAACCUCACGCCCCUCACCCGGACCACCACCUACACGCACGGGACCGCGCUGGGAAACACGCUGAUCGGCCGGACCAUGGCCCUGACGGAAUACGACGCCAACCGCUGCGACCUUGCCGUGGACGGCGUGACCUGCGCCUCGUGCGAGCUCAGGGAGUGCUCCGAUCCGGGCGUCGGCCUCCGGCCGCUCGUCGACUGCUCCAACAUCAUCGACCACCCGAUCUUCUACCUGGACACCUGCGACAAGUUCCCCGGCUACAACGAGGGACUGAUCCUCCGGCUGGCCGCCGGUGCCAACGGGGAGGCCAACGACAAGACGAACUUCAACACCUGCAGCAAGGAAACCCUUGGAGAAGGCCCCGACAGCGGUGCCGCGGUGGAUCCCUCUCUCCCGACCACCUGCCAGGGAGCCCAGCCCAUCGUCCUCCCGGAGAUGAAACUGGAUCCCAAGCUCGCUCGAUCCUCCUCCAACGACAAUUUUUCCAUCGUCUCCUUUGUUUCCUCUACCGUCGGUCUCGCCCCGCUCUCGCCCCCGAUCGAGUCCUGUGCGAACAGCGGCGGAGGAGCAAGCGAGGAUUCCCCGAGCCUUUGGUAUUCCCUGGUCGGAUCCGGCAAGGGCAUCCGGGCCUCGGUGUGCCGGGACCCCACCAACUUUGAUGCGGUGAUCUCCGUGUACGCCGCCUCGUCCUGCGACGACCUGGUGUGCGUUUCCGGGUCGGCGUCCGAGGAGAGCACCGGCGAAACCGGCAGUUCCUGCGACACCCACUGGGUGGCCGAGGAGGGAACCACCUACUACAUUCGGGUCCACGGGAGUUCUUCCGCCGAGACCGGUUCCUUCAACCUCUUCCUGGAGACCCUGACCAACGACGUCACCGAGCUCUGCUCGGACGAAAACAGCGAGGGCACCGUUGACGAGGCCUGCGUCGCCUGUUCGAAGGAACGGGCCAACCGGAUCGCCAUGUUCGACGAUCCGAACGACGUCGACUGCCGGUGCAUCGAAAACGAUGGCACCGGUGGAUUCCACCUGACCUGCGUCUACGUGAGCUGCCUCAAGUGCAACCCCAGGCAGGAUCGCUGCGGAUUCGACACAUUCGAGCUCGACAUCGAGAGCGAGGGGGGCGUGUCCUCCCUCGGCAGCUACGAAAGCUUUUACUUCAUGAACGGAAACGGAGAAGAGAACCAGGCCAACGAAAUUGCCAUCAUCAAGGACCAGGAAUGCCUGGAGAUGCGCGAUCCCUACCAGCAGUGCAUGAUGGCAAAGGAAGAGAUGACGGGGGGAGAGGACUCGAAGGUCUUUUGCGACUGCCGGGGGAUCUCGGAAGAGGGAGACUACAUGCUCCUCUGUAGCAUCUACGAUGCCCACGACUACUGCAGCACCGGCAGCAGCGGAGGCGACGAGAUCUGCGCGACCAUCCUGUUCGGACAAACGAUCAGCCAGUACGGGGCCGUGGCAUCCGACUUUCGGACCUAUAACUUCCGGUCCGGGGGCGAGGACCGGGAGCUGGUGGUGGACCGCAGCACGGACGAGUGCACCGUCACGGUGAACGACCAGCAGUGCUCAAGCUGCCGGGUAAUCGAGUGCGACACCGGGCCCGGCCGGGAGGACGCCCUGGACGUCUCGGCCAGGGUCGGCGCGGGCACCCGCGCCUUUCACGAUCUGUCGAUCGACUGCUCGAACGUCUUUGGGGGGGAGACGGCCACCUACGAGUGCGGGAGUGCCGGCGUGGGCGAGUUGUCGCUCCUUGCCGGCGAGCUCUCGGCCGCGUCGGAAGCCGAGGCCCCGUCGCCGACCCCGCCCCAGACCCUGCCCCCCAACGCCUUCCCACCGACGCUGCCCCCCGUGACGAAACCGACCCUCGCUCCGGAGACGCCGGCCUCCGCGCCCCCGGUUGAACCCAACACCACGACCCUGGUCUACGACGAGGGAGCCGGGGGAGAAGGAGAGAGCUCCGGGGCAUUCGGGCCGCGGUGGUCCCACGCGCAAACCACGAUGGCCUCGGCCGCGGCGACCGCGGUGCUGGCCAUUUCGCUGGUGCUGUAGCCGCGUCGUCCCGAAGUUUUGGCAAACACAACUAUCGCAAUCGAUUGGAAUGCUUUGCGAACAAAAUUGUAACAAUAGUAAACGUAAAUACAUGGGAUAUAAAUGUUUUAAAAAACUUGACACUCCAUACUCUGCUACAAGGGCUGUAGGGCGAAGGACGCUUUCUUAUAACUACUUGGUACUAGGUUUGCUGUACGCAUCCCUUGCUCUGAGCACCAAAUGUAAUGAACCAAAAGGAUCUAGUACGAAUCAGAUUCGAGUGAAGUGUAGAACUCUGUGCCCUGACCCCGCAAAUAGAAAGACCUGACUUCUUGUCAAUGGUCCUACCCUGCUAGAGGCAUUUUGGAACCUGUUAUUGUUGUUCUCGAGAUACGGGUAUUUUUGCUUUACAAUCACUUCCUCAUGAUCAUACCGCGAUUCGUAAGGCAUCAGUUCACAUCAUGUGUGGAUUGAUAACCCAUGAACCGAGAGAAGGUAUUUAGUAGGAACGUCGCUGUUGGGUGAGCAAGUAUGGGUUCAAAGACAACACUCUCUCUUGGCAAAGUUGCUUGUGACAUGGAAUGAAGUGAAAUGGAUGCA